Dacryopinax primogenitus is the source of this 531-nucleotide messenger RNA. Its product is annotated as PapD-like protein. Gene Ontology annotation, biological process: endoplasmic reticulum membrane organization. The coding region runs from base 1 to 531 and encodes 176 amino acids. The transcript is spliced from 5 exons. Gene Ontology annotation, cellular component: plasma membrane; endoplasmic reticulum membrane. Lineage: Eukaryota; Fungi; Basidiomycota; Dacrymycetes; Dacrymycetales; Dacrymycetaceae. The record is from RefSeq and is a predicted model, not a curated record.
AUGGCUCUUGAACUAGAACCGGAGAUUCUGAGUUUCCAUCAUCCCUUAACGCGCCCUCUUGACUGCAAACUGCGUCUCACCAACACCGGUAACACUCCGCUGGCGUUCAAGGUCAAGACGAAUGCGCUGAAACGAUAUGCUGUGCGUCCAAACCAGGGCAGGAUUGAACCUAGACGGUCGCGCGAAGUCAUCAUCUCGAUGCGGGCGUACGAGCAAGAUCCGCCGGCAGGGAUAAUUUGCAAGGACAAGUUCCUGAUCGAAUCGGUCAUGAUCCGACCUGCGGACGAGGGCGACUUGCUCAGCGAGCUCUGGGCGGGCGCCAAGCAAGCGCCUUUGAAAUAUGAUUUCCGUUCUCAGAGACUUGGGGUAACCUAUCUUCCUCAAAAAGAACGUUGGUUCGGAGAGUCUUUCUUUCGACAGUUCCUGGGUCUAUUGCAAGGCGCUAGAAGACCGACUUCAAAGCCCGAUGAUGCAGUGCCACCUGUCGGCAGUAUCCGGCUAUUGUAUGGCUCGAAGAGGAGCGGAGAAUAG